Molecule: messenger RNA, 1323 nt
Organism: Microplitis demolitor
Lineage: Eukaryota; Metazoa; Arthropoda; Insecta; Hymenoptera; Braconidae
Product: odorant receptor 94a-like
Exons: 5
Coding region: 1-1152 (383 amino acids)
Biological process (GO): detection of chemical stimulus involved in sensory perception of smell; sensory perception of smell
Cellular component (GO): plasma membrane
Molecular function (GO): odorant binding; olfactory receptor activity
Source: RefSeq, a predicted model, not a curated record
AUGGCCAUUUUAGAAAGAAACAUUUUUUUUUUAACUUUGGUCGGGUUGUGGAAACCUGAACAUUGGAAAGGUUUUAAAGCUGCUCUGUAUUACUUUUACAUUGGCUUGUUGACAAUCGUCAAUCACUCAUUUCUUCUGUCUGGUGUUUUGGAUUUUGAGUUACGAAAUAUCGACGCUGUUGUGAUCUUUGAUAAUCUGUCAUUAUUGAGUUGUUUAAUCACAGUUCGUUAUAAAAUUGUCACAGUGCUAUAUUAUCGUAAAUCAAUUGAAGAAUUUGUAAAUCGUUUUGAACGAGAUCCAUUUAAAGCAAAAGACGAUGAAGAAGAAAAGAUUUAUAUAAAAUUUGGCAAGUUUACAAAAACGAUUUCAAUAUUGUACACGGGGCUAUGCACUGUAGGGGCAUCGUGGUACUCAUUAGGUCGUAUAUUGCGAAUGACUCCUCCUGAUGUGAUGCCUUAUCAAGGGUGGUUUCCUUAUAACUAUACAACAUACAAAUAUUAUUGGCCAACGGCUAUUUACCAACUUUAUGCAGUUUGCAGCGCAGCUUGUGUUAAUUUUGCUUAUGACACAAUAUUUUGUUCUAUAUUGUACUAUUUGUGUGCGCAGACACAUAUUCUCAAGUAUAGAUUUUCUGUAUUGGUGGAAAAUUUACAGAAAAUCAAUGAAGGAAAUGACGGUAGCGUCAAUGUCAGAGAAAUUGAACGGAAAAUGAUCGGUAACUGGGUCGAUUAUCACAACGACGUACUCAGUCUAGUAGAAUUUGUGAAGUCUUUAUUUUCAACGGCAAUAUUUGUACAGUACGCAGCGAGUUCACUUCUAAUUUGCAGUAUUACGUAUACGUUAUCACACACAGAAACUCGGUCAAUAAAUUUUGUCGGUACUUCAAUGUAUGUCACAGCUAUGACGAUCCAAAUAUUUUUUCAGUGCAUUGCUGCUAAUCAAGUGACAGUUGAGUUCGCUGACAUUACUAAUGCUCUUUACAGCACGAACUGGUAUAAUUUGAGUAAUAAUGUUCAAAAAUCGAUGACAAUCAUACUCGCAGAACCUUUGAAACCCACUUUAAUAAGUAGUGGAUACUUUGUUAUAUUAUCUUUAGAAUCAUUUACAAAAGUUAUUAAAUUAUCAUAUACUAUUUAUAAUGUGAUUGAAUAAUGUAAUUGUAAUUUGCCAAAAUUGUAUUUAAUAAUCAAAUUAUUAUAGUUAUAACUUCCCGCUGUUUUUAACUUCAAAGAGCUCAAAAACAUUAUUGUGGAUACAUUUUCAAGCUCGUCGAACUCGGAAAUACUCUUCAAUGCAAUUUUUUUUUUCAUGAGCUUCUUAAGC